Vigna radiata var. radiata (mung bean) is the source of this 7983-nucleotide messenger RNA. RefSeq names its product myb-like protein X. The record is from RefSeq and is a predicted model, not a curated record. Bases 291 to 3146 code for a protein of 951 amino acids. The transcript is spliced from 8 exons. NCBI's taxonomy places the organism in Eukaryota, Viridiplantae, Streptophyta, Magnoliopsida, Fabales, Fabaceae. Gene Ontology annotation, molecular function: metal ion binding.
UUUGUACUGGAGAAAGGAAGGGACUAGGGUUAUCGGAGCGACACGUCGGAGAAAAGACGUGGCGGUGAGUGGGAUGCACCUCUGCUAGCAUGACUCUGGCGUACACGUGCGAAGCAUUCCUGAACCAUUGUCGUGUCUUGUGUGUUCCUGAACGUUGCGUUGUAUUGUGUUGUCAUAUAUCAUCGUGAGUUUGGGUUUUUGUGUGUCUCUCCACCCCUGCCUGAUUCCCUAUUCGAUCGAAUUAGGGGUUUUCUUCUCAUUAAUUUUUCUGCACGUUCAAAUCCAAUCCAAUGUCUCUCCCUGAUUCUCCCGUGCCCGAUGAUAUCGAGACCGAUCCAUCCGAAGAAGAGGAAGAAGUCGAAGAGGAAACAGAGGAGGAGGAAGCUGAAGAAGUGGAAGAGGAGGAGAUUGAGGAAGAAGUAGAAGAGGAAGAUUUUGAAGAAGAGGUAGAGGAGGAAGAGGUUGAGGAAGUAGAUGAGGAAGAAGUGGAUGGGGAAGAGGUCGAGGAAGUAGAUGAGGAAGAAGUGGAUGAGGAAGAGGUCGAGGAAGUAGAGGAGGAAGAGGAAGUGGAAGAGAUGGAGUUAGAAGAAGAGGAAGACGAAGAGGGAGAUGGAGAACAAGAAGUAGAGGAAGUGGAGGUAGAGGAAGAAGAGACAGAGGGAGAAGAAGAAGAAGUAGAAGUUGAGGUAGAAGAAGAGGAAGAGGGAGAACACGAAGUAGAAGAAGGGGAGGGAGAAGUCCAAGAGGAUGAAGGAGAACAAGAGAAACAAGAACAAGAAGCACUGGAGGAUAAUAAAGAAGACCAACAACAGAAACAAAGAGAAGCAGUGGAGGAGAAGAAGGAAGAGCAACCACAACAACUAGAAGAAACAGCGGAGGAGAAGAAAGAAGAGCAACGACAGCAACAAGAAGAAGCAGUGGAGGAGAAGAAGAAAGAGCAAGAACAACAACAAGAAAAAGCUAUGGAGGAGAAGAAGAAUGAACAACAUUUGCAACAAGAAGCAAUGAAAGAGAAGGAGGGACAGCAAAAAGAAGAAACAGUGGGGGAGGAUAGAUUGGCGGUGAAAGGUUCUCCACCCGAUGCUGAUAAGGGUCGGCAAGAUUUGAGCCUACAUAUGGAGUCUAAGGAACAAGACAAAAACUUGGGGCCAAAUUAUUCUGUGGUUGAAAACCCUGAAGUAAUUCCACCAUCUAGUGUGCAUUGCAUCGAAGAGACUGAUGCGAUGCUCAAAAUAUCUGUUCCUUCACGUGAGAUACUGACAUUGAAAAAGGAAGAGCUUCAUCUGAAAUAUGACAUUUCAAGUCAUUCGAAAUCAAGAGAAAAUCUGACUAAUGUUGAAAAUUGUAGAAGUCAAGGACUAGAAGUUGAUGUUGAAAAUGCUGGAUCCCUUCUGCAGAAGGAAAUACAGGGUGGAUACAGUGAGUUAGGUUCCAAUAGCAAGCCUAAUUUAUGUGAUGAUAAUGAUAUUGAUUCCAGGGGCAGGGCCACCAAGUCAUCUAGUGAUACUGGACAAGAUAUGGUCAUUUGCCUGCUUCCAAAAAAUUGUAUUGUUGAGGAUGCUAGUGGUGGUCAGAAUUCUAGGAACAAUAUCAAGCAGUUAGAGAGGGAGGAGUCAAGGGAUGAUAUGAAGCAAACACUGUCAAGGACUAGAAGUAUGUCUCCCAGUGCUGAGAUUAAAAUCACAAACAAACGACCAAAAAUUAUAUGUGAUUUUUUUGCUAAAGGAUGGUGUAUCAGAGGUAGUUCCUGUAGCUUUCUUCAUAUAAAAGAUACUGUGGAUAAGACAGAUCAGGAGGCUGAAGCUGACUUAGUUACUGCUCAUCAGAAGAGAAAAUUGAAAGUGGAAGAAGGUGUUAGGGACAAUGUUCAGAGAAUGAGGAUGAAUGAGCAAGAACAAACUCCUAGUUGGCAUCCAUCUCAAGAAAAACAGAACUUUACGCCGAGGGACAACUUGUUUCCAGAGAAUAGAUUUGCAUUUAGUUCAACAAGCAAUUAUUUCAACCCAAAUCAGGAUGGAAUGACUACUCUUCGGAACCAACAUAUAUACAAAGGAUACGCUUCCACUCUUUUGAACCAUUCACCAAAUUCAAGCCUGGUUACUCAAUUUCCAUCUUCAAGUAUGUCACUCUCUCACCGGAUUUCUUCUCAAUCAGCAUGUUCAUUGCCUUUUAGUUCAUCUUUGGGGGCUGGUAAUCUGAACUCCCAAAAGCUUUUGAGCACUGAUAAAGAAUAUCUCACAUCUAAGUCCACUUUCUCUGGUUCAGGGCGGGAGGAUUUUCGUCUAGUUAGUUCUUCCAGCGUUCCAUCUUAUCCCACUGGAUAUAAAUCAAAAAUCUGUUCUUAUGAUUGGGAACCUUCUGUGCCCUUCCGGCCAUCCUUUUUUAUCACUCCCAUGAAUGUAUCAUCUCCUGGAGAUCUUUAUGACCCUCUUCGAGAUAGCAUUGAGAUACCUAAUAUAGGGGAUGGGUCUUUGAAGGCUUCCCUUUUAAUUCAAGGAUCUAACGUACUGGCUUCAUCACAGGCUCCGAUAUAUGGUGAUUCUGCUGUGAUUGGGAAAUACACGUCCAGUGUUAAUGAUGACAAAAGUUCUGUAUCUUCACAUAAUAAACUUUAUGAAAAUGAGCCAAACAAAAACUCUGUUCCUCAUGAAAAAAAUACUGAAACAGAGAUAACGUCAGGAACUUAUGUAAACUAUCAAAAUGGUAAAAUUGGCACGGGACAAAAUACCUUAGGUGUUGCAGAUAGUACAAUAAAGGAGAGAGAAAUGACUGAGCAUGAUGCUAGACGACAUGGUGAAGGAUCAGGGCACAAAACAAAGAGAGGAGACAGGGAUAAGAAAAAUCAUGAAAUAGAUGUUGACUUUCAGAUGGAUGGCAGCAUGCAGAAGGAACCAAAGGCACUAAAAAUGUUACGUGCAGCUCUUGUUGAUCAUGUAAAAGAGUUAUUAAAACCAGUUUGGCAUGAGGGUCGUCUUAGCAAGGAUGCACAUAUUAUGAUAGUCAGAAAAUCAGUUGACAAGGUUGUUAGCACCAUAGAGCCCCAUCAGAUUCCUACCAUAGAUACUGCCAAGCAAUAUGUUUCUUCAAGUCGGGCAAAAAUUGCAAAGCUGGUCAAUGGAUAUGUCAACAAAUAUGGCAAAUCUUGAUAUGCAAGCCAAAACAGUUUUUUGUACAGUUCCUGAUCAAUUGCCUGGUCGUAGUUCAUGAAAAGUUCUGUCUGAGGCUCUCUUUUUCAUAAAGAAGGCAAAGAACACUGCAAGCCGGGAAGAUCUAUGAAAUCUGACUGCAAGCAACGUAAUAGAGAAUGUGUCUGUUGACAACAUUCAGUGAUAGCUAUGUCUUGGGAUAUCAAUACCAAGAGCAGACUGCAAAGAGUAAGUGUCUUAAUUCGUUGCAGUGGAGAGGAAGAAACCAGUGUUUUUUGGACACUUCGCUAGGAUUUUAAUAUGUUUUGAAAAUUUGUUGAUCUACCAAAAGUUGCAAUCAGCCUACUAUGAUCCAGCAUGUGAGUUAGCACAUUGUCCCCCCUCCCUCUCUCAAUAGAAAUUUGUUGGAUGGAUAUUGUUUAUGACUGUUUUACAGUGAUUGCUAUAACUGACAAGGAUAAAUACUAAUGCAUUUUGUAUAUUCGGAUAAACUAAACAGAAAACCAAAGAAUUUUAUUAUUGCUGAAAGCAAUGAAUUGUACAUAUUUGUAGAAGAGGCUCUGAAUAGACUCUUUGCGAAGUAAACACUGUAUAGUGCUGACUCAAUACUAAAAGAGUUUGUAACUUCUAGAAAGAUCACCAAUUACAUGCUCUACAGUAAUACUGUAAGCUUUACAGGCUUGGACUAUUAACAGAUACAAAGACAGGGCAUUCCGUUAGAAGCUUCUCCCUACCCAAGCUCAAGGUGGUGAGAAACUACCAGUGGAGACAUAUUGACCUUGGACUGCUUAAAUGGGAUUAGAUAAGAGAUUAGAACCUUGCUUGGACCUUGUAGCAAAAGGUCCUUAGCGUUGUAAUAUAAAUGCUUUAGCUUCGAUCACGUUUGUCUUAGAUAGUAGGUCCUUAAUACACAUGGUUUGAGUAAUUAUGAGAGCCACCAAAACAUAAUCCAGAGCUCCAAGCUGCUUAAGAGAGAAAGCGGAAUGAAGCUAAGUGAUAAGAUGUUGAACCAAGGUAAAAGAGGCUGCUAGUUAUAAAUUUUGUCAUCAAUGCACACCAAAAGAUAGCAGGGGAAAAGUGUUGGCUGUAAAUGAAUAGUGAAAUGAUUGCAUUAGCUGUCGUUGGAAACCAAAUUUAAUAGAUGUGGUUUCCAGGCACUAAAACCAAGUUCAAGGAGCUUGGUUGAGCCUGUUAAAUAUAGUGAAAACUAUGUAUGAAAUUAAUCUCUUUUGUAUUGAAUAUACACAUAAGGUACUAUAUUUAUAAUAGAAGAAAUAUGAAUUAAGUCCAAAAUAUAAAUAAGGAAUAAUAACAAAUUAAAUAAAGAUAAAAGAUAAAGCUAAGAUAUCUAUCUAAGAUAUCCAAUACUCUCCCUCAAGUUGGUGCAUACAAAUUGUAUGUAUCAAAUUUGUUACUAAUAUAAUCACUAAAGACUUAGUGAAAAUAUCCACAUCUGUACUCAAAUGACAUCAAAUUGUUAAUGAUUUGUGAAGACAACAUAGAAGACAAAAUACCAACCCAGAAGACUUCUCUUGAGCAACAAAUGUGGGAAGUUGCUUCAUAUAAAUUUCUUCUUACAAAUAGCCGUUAAGGAAUGCAUUGUUGACAUCUAGUAGAUAAAGAGGCCAUUGUUGAAGAGCCACCAUUACUAUGAAGAAACUAACAAAAGUCAUCUUUGUCAUGGGAGAAAAAACAUAUAUGGAUAGGUCAAACACAUCGAUGACAGAAGAAAGAUUAGAAGAGAUAGCAACGAAAGAAGCCUUGGACGAACACGAUAGAAAAAAACCCUAAAAAUUCAAGACUCUCCAAUCAGGGCUCCAAGCACAGAUUUUGAAGGAGGAGAAAGAGGUGACCUCAGUGCUUUGAAUCACUAUUCGAAAGGAGAUGGGAUGCUUUGCCAUGCUCGACGGAAAAAGGACCAAAUCGACAACUUCGAGAGGCUUGUGAGUGUGUGUAUGAGCUUCAAUGAAUGUGCUGUUGACGGCAUGGUGGUUACUAGACCAAGACGAUCAAAAUCGUGUGGUUGCUAGUCGAAACUGUAACUCUGACAAUAGUGAUGGCGGAAGACGGUGGUGGUAGCUCCAGUAGAGGCGACGAAAAGUUUUUCCCAAAAGAACCUGACAUUGGAUACCAUGUUGAAUAUAGUGAAAACUAUAUAUGGAAUUAGUCUUCCUUGUGUUGAAUAUACACAUAGGAUACUAUAUUUAUAAUAGAAAAAAUAUGGACUAAUCUUAAAAUACAAAUAAGGAAUAAUAACAAACUAGCUAAAGAUAAAGAUAAGAUAUCUAUGUAAGAUAUCUAAUAAUAUAAUAUAUUUAACAGAGCCCAUAAAUAGCAUUAUGCAAUGUACUAGCCAAAGAGGUGUGAGGAGCUUAUGUCUUAUAAGCCUCUUCAAGAAAGCCAUUAAAAUCAUUGAUCACUUCAAAUUGAUGAAGCGAUCACUUGGAAGUGACUAUAAAUAAAAUAAAUUGUGAACAGUAAUAUGCUUUAUUACUGGAGAAAAGGUUUGAUUAAUGUCAAUUACCUGCUGUUGAUUGGAACCUUGGCUACUCCCUGCUGUUGAGACCAUUUGUUUAUAGAAACAUAAGCAUUUUCCUUUAUCUUGAAAACCCAUAUUCAGCUAAUAGGAACUCUUUUAGGAGGAAAAGGAAUCGGCGUGCUUUAAUAAUCUAUUACAUUUACCAAGAGUUUGAGAAAAUGGAAAUAAAAAUCUUAUGUCCAUAUGCGAGCGAUGUGACAAGUGAUUAUAAGAUAAAUUGUCUUAAAUUAGUUUAUUUUGUAUCAUUAUAAAAAGGCAUUUGAAGUUAUUUGUAAUAGUUAUUUUAUAUUUGAAUUGAUCGGUUGUUGGGGAUAAAAUAGGAAAACAACUUCGCUAGAAAAUAAUCUGUUAGGUUUUAAUCAUAAUAGUCUUGAGUAUUUGAAAACAAAACCCAUUAGAAUCUUAUUUUCACUAAUGUUACCAAACAAGAGAGAGUAAAAUUAAAAAAAGUUUAUGGGAACAAAACCUCUAAAUAUAGUUCAAUCCAAACAUACUCCAUAGUUAUAGGAUUCAAUGUAUGAUAAAAUUAUAUCGGUUAUACGUGAUGCUGCUAAAAUUAAGUUUAUACUUUAUCAAUCGAAAUUCAUACAUGUGUACGUGUGGCACAUGGGUAUCUACACUGCCGCUCGGAACUUUUGCCAAAUAUCCAAUAAAGUUUGUUGUUCAUUAUUAGACUGUUAUCUCGUGCUACAGUAACUGAGUCUUUAUUUUUCCUGUAUUCAGUUUUUACAUUUUACAUAAACAAUCAAUCGUACUUUAGAAUGAAAUUUCAUGGACUUAAGCAUAAGCUGGUGAAGCUUGUAUCAAAAUGCAUGCACACCUUAUCUAUGCAUCUAAAAUGUUUUACAAGCAUAGAAAUCUUAAGCAUUUAUUCUAUUCCUAGCCAUUCAAAUGUGAAUAGUGUAGUUGCUUAACCAUUUUUUUGCUCGAGUGCCAUCUGUUAUCAUUCUGACUUCUGAGUUUUAUUGGUCAUCUUCUACAAUUCACCGUUCAAAACAUGAGCAUCCUUGCACCAUUUCUGUAGUAAUGCCUAACAUGUAGAUACUUAAACCUUCAAGGUAGCAGCAUCUUAAAUUUGUAUUUGAGCAUAUUAAUAUCGUGAGUUGACAAAGUAAAAGAGUUGAUGGUCAACCAUGUAACAAAUGGUUGAACAAGUGCAUAGAAGUUGAAUCUUUUAUAGUUUUAAUCAACCGAAUAAAACAAAAAAUGAUAGAUAGUAUCCCUAGAGUACAGGUUUAUAAUGUUGAUCAUUUGGUGUUACUCACUAACCUUGAAAUGAAGCACGUCACAUGUAUUCUCUUCAGACAAAAUUUAGCUAUAAAAUGAUAGAUUUCUGAUUAUAUUUUCUGGCCUUACAUGAACGAAAACAGAAUAAAUAAACCUUGCGUCAGUAAAUUGAGAUUUUCUCUUGGAAUAGUAUGUGCUUUAACAGAACCUUACUUAACAAAUCGACAUUGUCGACAUGGGGAUAGAAGAGAAUUCAUUUUCUGGCCAAACCCUGUUCCGGCCUUUUCUUGUUUGUAUUCUUUCUUGCAUUGUUAUGUUCAUGAUAUGUCAUAUUGCUGCCUGUUUUACCGCAUGACAUCUUACUACUACUAUGGGUUGCUUGUGACGAGCUUGAGGAACUGGGUGGAUUUGUAAUCAAAAUCUGAUUUAUUUGGAUGGCGAGUUCUUGUGGCCGAAGUUGACCAAUGGAAAUAAGCUUGUCAGCUGGAGUGAUCUUGAUUGAAUGGCGGCAGAAUUCAAGUUUGCUAUAUUGCUUGUAAAUUCAAAUUCGGGGUCAUGCUUGCUGGCCACGUAGUGUCAGCCCGGUUAGGUGAAGGGGCUUUGGUUGAUGGUCUUGAAUAGAAGAAACAAGGCUACAAAAAGAGAUCGAGUCCAAUGAAUAUGGAAUGCUAUCAUACGCAACAUUGGAGAAACUCGCCAGUGGGACCUCACUUUAAUUCAGUUGGAAUGUGGUAUGCCGGGUUGUUGAUAUUGUUAUUGGCGUUGGGGAUACGCCAAUACGCAUAUAUAAUUUUAGGGGUAAUUCCUGAGAAGUUAAACAUGUUGGAUCAAGAAAGAAUGAUAAAUCAUAAUUGGUGAACGUAGAUAACGUUACACAGGGGGCAUGAUCUGUACAUUAUCUUUUAUCAACAUUCUUUGAUGCAAGAAGUUGCUAAUUGAACUUAAGUUUGUGUAUGAAGUUUGUCAUCUUUAGUUCGAGGUUUGUAACAUCUUCCAGUUGCCCCGUAUAGAUGGCAGGUGUUGGAUACAUUGAGGAGUCUGAAUUGCCUAUAUUGGUGGAUAUUUCCGAGA